AUGGCAUUAUCUGACAUGGUUAGAGAGAAUAGUGCUUGUAUUAUGUGCUUGGGAUCAUUUGGUAUUAUCGAUGAGACAAUACCUCGUCAGUGUACUAAUGAAAAAUGUCGUCAAAAAUUUUGUUCGAAAUGCGUGAGCCAUAUUCGAAUUUACAAUGGCAAUAAUCGACCUUUUCAAUGUAUGUACUGUUUAAAAGAAUAUCCAAUUGAUUGUUAUCCAGAAGAAAUUAACAUAUUAAAACAACAAAUAUGGAACGAUAAACUCAUUAAAUAUGGUAUUGAACGUACAAAACAUUUGCUCACAACAAAUUGUGAUCUAAAAGAAUUACAUUUUGAUAUUGAUUGUCGACGACGACAAUUGUUGAGUUUAUUUUCAACACAUAAACGUAUUUGUAAGGAGACACAUGCAAAUCAGACAGACGUAGAAAUCGAAAAUAUGAUUAAUCAACUUUCAAAUAUCAUUCUGCAUUUAAAGUCUCAUGCUAGCAACAGUUUAGAACUGUAUAAAAUGCUUUAUGGACAAGCUAUAUCUAUGCCCGAUUCUGAUGAUAUUGGUUCUCUUUACAUUCGUCUUUGUGAACAAUUAUCCGUCGAUAUUACCAACGAUGAAUUUUCUAAUAUUUUUCCAAAUACACAUGAAAAAAUGAACGAUUGGAUGUAUGAACAUGCUGUCGGUGAAGAAUUUCAACCGAAACUUUUUCAUGUUAUCAAUGCAAUCGAACAAGACUUAGUCUCUCAAUGGUCAAAUCCAUGUGUUACACCUUCAACUACUAUUGGAGUCAUUGGCUAUACAAAUGUUGGUAAAAGUUCUUUACUCAAUCGUCUUCUUGGUAUGAAAUCUCUAAAUGAUGAUCAAGCAGCUCCAAUAGGUAAUAUGAAAACGACUUACUUUGCAUUACCAUUCAACCGUAAAGAACCAUUGAUAUAUCAUUCAAUAAAUGGAACCAUAGAAAUACCAGUUACACUAGUCGAUAUUCAAGGACAUGAUAAAAACAGAACAGCAAAUAACAAUAUGAUUGAAGUCGGCAAUUAUCAUAAUGAAAUUAAAAAGGCCAAUUGCGAUAUUUAUAUCUUAGUCACUGAUGAUGAUCCUCAUGAUGAACAAAAAGAUUGGAUGACUUUUAUUCAAGACACAUUAAAACGAAAAUGUAUCUUGGUUAGAUCCAAAGUAGAUAUUCUUUAUUUAAAUAAAAUGCGGGAAUUGUCCGGCAAUUUCUACAGCAAGAGUACUCCAGAAGAACGUCUUCAAUAUCAUACAGCGAUCAUGGAUCAAAUACGAAGUCAGAACACGAUUCCAGAAAACAAAACUUAUUUAAUAUCAGCUGAUUAUCAACCGAGUAGCAUUGAUGCUGAUCUUCUAUUAACCGAACACUCGUUCGAUUUUGACUUAUUACUGAAUGAUUUGAGCGUCUUAGCUUUCAAUGCUCGAACUUCUCGAAUCGAUCUACUGGCUAAGCAAGCAGUCAACAGAGUGAUAAAUACAUGUUUUUGUCGAGGAUAUAUCCUAAACAUAAUGAAGUAUAAAAUUGCCGCUGGAUUUGCAGCGAUUAUACCUUUCGGUGAUCAAUUACCUCGAUAUUUAUCAAGAGAUAAAAUUAGAGAAGCAUUCGGUAUAAAUGAGGAUUUUGGUCAAUAUCUCAUUCAAUUUAAUCUUACUAUUGACGAUGGUCUCUUACAAACAUCAGUCUUUCGAAAAUAUGUCAAAACACACGAAACAAAAAAAGAAUUAAAGCUUGAUGCAAAAGCAAUUGGAACAGCUGCUGGAUAUACAACGGCAGUUGUCGGCACAUUUGGUGAUGAUAUCGUUCGCAUAGCUGCCCCCACUGCAACAGCAUUUUCUACUGCUGGACGUAUCGCAUUAACUGCAGCAACAAUUGGUAUAGGUGUACUUAUUUCUGCAGGAGUGUGCGCAUGGUCAGCGAUUAGCAGUGGAAAACAUAUAUUUAGUUAUGUUAAUCGUGUUUCUCACGAUUGCAUUCUAAUACUGGAUAAAAUAAACAAGGUGAUUAUCGAACGUGAAAGAAAUAAAGCAACAUGCAAUAUAUAUCAAAGAACUCCGAAGAGUGAUUCAUAUUUUGACAUGCAUGAUGAUAAACCGUGUACACAUACUUAA
This is a messenger RNA of Rotaria sp. Silwood2, 2112 nucleotides long. The record is from the annotation of a GenBank genome assembly. NCBI's taxonomy places the organism in Eukaryota, Metazoa, Rotifera, Eurotatoria, Philodinida, Philodinidae.